Messenger RNA from Amaranthus tricolor (Joseph's coat), 1214 nucleotides. Its product is annotated as 50S ribosomal protein L13, chloroplastic. NCBI's taxonomy places the organism in Eukaryota, Viridiplantae, Streptophyta, Magnoliopsida, Caryophyllales, Amaranthaceae. Gene Ontology annotation, molecular function: mRNA binding; structural constituent of ribosome. The record is from RefSeq and is a predicted model, not a curated record. Bases 243 to 971 code for a protein of 242 amino acids. Gene Ontology annotation, cellular component: ribosome; cytosolic large ribosomal subunit. Gene Ontology annotation, biological process: negative regulation of translation; translation. The transcript has 4 exons.
GUCGGGUGCAAGGUCUUCCUUUUGCUUCGAGCCCAAGCCCGAGCCCGAGCCCAAGCCCAAACCCGAGCACGAAUCGUGGCCUGUCUGGCAUAUGCCCAUGCCAAGAGGCUUCAAAUUAGAAUUGGGCAUUCAGUAUUCAGUAGUGUCCUCUCCCUCCCUGUAUCAGUAUCAUCUUAUCCAUUUGUAUAGUCUUCCACCAUUUCCCAAACCAUAAUCUCUUCUCCUUCUCUCUCUACAAAUCCAUGGCGAUGAUGGCAUUUGCUUCGUCUCUAACGGUUCAAUCAACAUGGACUCAAAAACCCAUGUUCAACACCAAUUCAAACAAAUCUCCUCUUCUGGGACUUUCUCGUUCAUCAACAACAUUCAUCCCCAAAGCAUCAACUAAAUCUAAAUCACAUGCAGAACUAUGGGAAGAAUUCAAAAAAUCCCGCAAAGAAGUCAUUCAUAUUCCUGUAGACCAGCGCUGGAUGUUUACUCUUGAAGAAGCAGUCGGCCCUGAUAUUUGGAACAAAACAUGGUACCCUAAAGCUGCUGACCAUGUUAAUACCGAUAAGCCAUGGUAUGUUGUUGAUGCCACAGAUCUGAUUCUUGGGAGGUUGGCAUCAACUAUAGCAGUGCAUAUCCGUGGGAAAAAUUUGGCUACGUAUACUCCAAGUGUCGACAUGGGAGCCUUUGUGAUUGUGGUUAAUGCUGAAAAAGUUGCUGUAUCAGGUAAAAAGAGGACACAAAAGUUAUACAGGAGGCAUUCAGGAAGGCCAGGUGGUUUGACGGAGGAAACUUUUGAUCAACUUCAGAAAAGAAUACCCGAGAGAAUUAUUGAACAUGCAGUUCGUGGCAUGCUUCCUAAAGGAAGACUCGGCCGGCAGUUGUUCAAUCAUCUUAAAGUAUACAAAGGACCAGACCAUCCACACCAAGCUCAGCAACCUGUCCCUCUACCGAUCAGAGACAAGAAAAUCCGUAAGGAGAACUGAAAACUUGCACACUUUUCCUGCUUUUGAAGGCCAGUUACUAGAACAUCUCUCCAUGGUGAUGGAUUAGGCUUCUUGUUUUGUAGAUUGAAAUUUUAAAUCUUGAAGUAGGUCUAAUUGUUGGUAGAUAAUUUACCAUUUUGUAAUUCAAUUCAUAAAAAAAAAAAAGAAAAUAUAUGUAUCUUUCAAAGGUGUUUUUGCUGUAUGAAUAUUGCUUCAAAUGUUGUUUCUAAGGUUCUCCCACUA